AUGAAGCGAGCAAGUGUGCAGUGUGAGGCUCCGGUUGGGCCCGGUAAUAUCGGUAGCUACGGGAUGUUCGGUGGCAAUGGAGGACACACCAACACGAACAACCGGAAACGACAGUUGGUGGAGUCGAGCGCAUUCGCACUGAUGGCUUUCUGUGUGGCGCUACUGUGCACCAGUGUGAGCGCUACUACGGAACCCACCCCUGUGAACGCGACCAGUGUUACGGAAUUUCCGGUGAGCAACUCCAGCACCGGACGUGCCAGCGCUCGGCCAAUGUUCUCCACCGGGAACCAUCUGUGGGAUGGGCUGAUUGCGGACUGUAUGCGCAAGCCAACGUUCGCCUGCAUACAGAAGAACGUGUACAGCUUCCUGGGAGAACAGCUGGAUGUGGAGAACGUGAACUUUACCAACCGCGUGCAGUUCCUGCGGAAUCGGGUCGAUUUCACCAAGUACGCGCGUGAGGUGAACGAUGCCGAGGAGGACAACGAAAACGAAAUCCCGGACGCUCGCAGUGCGUUCGAGCCGGUGUCACCGAUCGAAGAAGUCACUACGGCGCUGCGAGAGAAGAGCCUCAAGUUCAUGCUAACGCACGACGUCAGCAUCCAGAUGCCGGAGGUCAUGUUCGAUGGUGCAAUCUUUCGCAUCGAGCCACGUUCGAUCGAGGGCAACGGGAUGAUCGCGAAGCUGGAGUUCGUACCGCGCACCGAGCUGGCGGAGGCACGCGGCCACGGCACCCCAAGGAUCCUGUUCAAGAAGAUCAAGAAAUUCUUUCAGAACAAGCUGCUGCUGGCGUUCCUGGCGAUCGUGCUUGUCAUCAAGAUCAUCAAGAUCAAGGUGAUGUGGUUGCUGCCACUGCUGGUCGGUGUCGGUACGGCGAAGAAGCUGGUGCUGAAGUUCCUGCUGUUCCUGUUCCCGGCGUUGGCGCACAUAUUCAAGCUGUGCUCGUACUAUCACGCGUCCUACCACAAACCGAACUUCCACCAUCACCAGCACCACAUCAACCAUCUGCACACGUUUUAUCCACACGAGCAUGCUGCACCGGAGCUAAUUUACACGAAACCUCCCCGAGGCCAUCCGUCGGAAUUCUUACAUGGAGCACCCGUUCCACCCCAUACACACUAUCAGCCGGAAGUGAACUACGAAUUUACCGCUCCAGGGUUGGGCUCCGAGUUCAUUAGCGAUAGAAACUCGUACGUAGACACAUCGUUCAAGCCAAAGUACGAUGACUUGAACGAUAUCAAAGCAUGGGGUUUGGGCGAAAGCACAAAUACAUCAGCACCACAAUCAUCGCCAUACUUCACCUCGCCGCCCACCUCCCCCAAUGGUGCCGUCGGUGGCAGCGGCAGCUACAAUGUAAAUCCACUCACCAAGCACGCCGCCAGCAGAGUCCACAGUCCAAAACCAGUGUACGGACCACCGGGAUACAGCUCAUCCGCCCAAAAACGGAUCCCAACCGGGGCGGCCACCUCGAUCGCGGCGCAGUACGUGUCAGCACCCUCGGGGCCAACGCUAUCGGCGGAAGAACAGAUUAUACGCGAGGCCCAGCGACAGGAAGCGUACAGGAUAGCGCAGGAGCAGAAGCUAAUUUCCAAACAGCAAGCGAUCGUUAACCAGCAGGCCUACGCACAGGAAGGCGUCACACCGCGGCCAGUCGAUCCAUUCUACAGUCCCAUUUUGCAGCGGUUGGACAAGGUGUUCAAUUCGCUCGGCAUUGUUGACGAGAGCUGCCGUGAGCGGUUAGUCUGCAGCAUGUACAAGAGUCCUGUCAAGUACAGUCCACACAGCAACUAUGUAUCGGCAGAACUCAGCAGAGAUGCUUCGGAGCUUCAGAAACCAUCGUCAACGAAUGCGGCCGUUGUUCGAUUCUACCGAUACGUUCAAGCGGCCCGUGACGGUCAAGAUCAGCGCGAUUGUCAACGAAUCUACUCGCAGUGCACGAUAAAUAUGGAGAAGAAGAAAAAAUAG
Messenger RNA from Anopheles moucheti, 1962 nucleotides. RefSeq lists its product as uncharacterized. The coding region runs from base 1 to 1962 and encodes 653 amino acids. NCBI's taxonomy places the organism in Eukaryota, Metazoa, Arthropoda, Insecta, Diptera, Culicidae. The transcript is spliced from 8 exons. The record is from RefSeq and is a predicted model, not a curated record.